Messenger RNA from Cricetulus griseus (Chinese hamster), 2235 nucleotides. Lineage: Eukaryota; Metazoa; Chordata; Mammalia; Rodentia; Cricetidae. The record is from RefSeq and is a predicted model, not a curated record.
AUGGGGCAGACUCAGGUGGUUCAGGAACUGGGAGUAGUGAAAAGUGUCUGCCCAGGCACUUCCAGGUUUUCUUCUUCCAAUCCCUCUUCUGCUUCUGCUGCUGCUCAGGAGGUCAGAUCUGCCACUGAUGGUAAUACCAGCGCCACUCUGCCCACCUCUGCCAGGACGAGAAAGUUAAACAGCUGCAGCAGUAGCAGAAGUAACAGUGGUAACAAGAGAGAGGACUUUGAUUCCACCUCUUCCUCUUCCACCCCUCUACAUGCUAGAGAUUCAGAGUCCCCUUAAACCUUGUCCCUCUGCCUCAGUGUUCCAGUGGCCACUUUCAGCCAUGUACCGAUACAGAAGAAGCUGCGUUUUGAAGACACCCUUGAGUUUGUAGAGUUUGAUACGAAAAUGGCUGAGGAAUCCUCCUCUUCAUCUUUCUCAUCUUCACCAACCGCUGCAACCUCACAGCAGCAGCAGCAGCAACUUAAAAAUAUGAGUAUAUUAAUUUCUUCUGUGGCUUCAGUGCACCAUGCAAACAGGCUGAGCAAAUCAUCCACCACGGUCUCUAGCUUUGCUAACAGCAAGCCUGGCUCAGCUAAGAAGUUAGUGAUCAAGAACUUUAAAGAUAAGCCUAAAUUACCAGAAAACUAUACAGAUAAGACAUGGAAGAAGCUAAAAGAAGCAGUGGAAGCUAUUCAGAAUAGUACUUCAAUUAAGUACAAUUUAGAAGAACUCUACCAGGUUGUAGAAAGUCUUUGUUCUUACAAGAUAUCUGCAAAUUUGUAUAAGCAACUGAGGCAGAUCUGUGAAGAUCACAUCAAAGGACAGAUUCAUCAAUUCAGAGAGGAUUCAUUGAAUAGUGUUCUCUUUCUAAAAAAGAUAGAUAAAUGCUGGGAGAAUCAUUGUAGGCAAAUGAUAAUGAUCAGGAGCAUUUUUGUUUGUUUGUUUCUGGACAGAACUUAUGUUCUUCAGACUUCAAUGCUACACUCCAUUUGGGACAUGGGAUUAGAGUUAUGUAGGGUUCAUAUUAUAAGUGAUCAAAAAGUCCAGACAAAAACAAUUGAUGGCAUCCUUCUCUUGAGAGAGAGAGAGAGAAAUGGUGAAGCAAUUGAUAGAAGUUUACUUCGAAGCCUUUUAAGUAUGCUGUCUGAUUUGCAAAUUUACCAAGACUCUUUUGAACAACUAUUUUUAGAAGAAACUAACUGGCUUUAUGCAGCUGAAGGUCAAAAGUUAAUGCAAGAAAGAGAGGUUCCUGAGUAUCUUCAUCAUAUUAAUAAAUGCCUAGAAGAAGAAGCAGACAGACUUAUUACUUACUUAGAUCAGACCACCCAGAAGUCACUAAUUGUUUCUGUUGGAAAACAACUUCUAGGUGAACACUUAACAACAAUUCUUCAGAAAGGUUUAAAUAACCUCCUUUAUGAAAAUCGAAUUCAAGAUUUGUCUCUCCUGUAUCAGCUCUUCAGUAGAGUUCAAGGUGAAAUUCAGGUUCUCUUACAGCAAUGGAUUGAGUAUAUCAAGGCUUUUGGAAGUACCAUUGUUAUCAAUCCUGAAAUAGAUAACACCAUGGUUCAAGAGCUGUUGGACUUUAAGAAUACAGUUGAUCAUAUAAUUGAUACCUGCUUUCUGAUAAAUGAAAAAUUUAUCAAUGCUAUGAAAGAAGCAUUUGAAACAUUCAUUGAUAAGAGACCAAAUAAACCAGCUGAACUCAUAGCUAAGUAUGUGGUAAAACUUCGUGCAGGCAACAAAGAAGCUACAGAUGAAGAGCUUGAGAAAAUGUUGGAUAAAAUAAUGAUUAUAUUUAGAUUUAUCUAUGGUAAAGAUGUUUUUGAGGCCUUCUAUAAGAAAGAUUUAGCCAAAUGCCUAUUAUUUGGCAAGAGUGAAUCUGUAGAUGCUGAAAAAAUGCUGUCCAAACUGAAACAUGAAUGUGGAGCUGCAUUCACCGGCAAACUUGAAGGGAUGUUUAAAGACAUGGAGCUUUCUAAAGACAUCAUGGUUCAGUUCAAACAGUAUAUGCAGAACCAGAAUGUACCUGGCAAUAUUUAAUUAACUGUGAAUAUCCUAACAAUGGGUUACUGGCCAACAUGUGAGCCUAUGGAAGUCCAUUUGCCACCAGAGAUGGUAAAGCUUCAGGAAAUUUUCAAGACAUUUUACUUAGGCAAACACAGUGGCACGAAACUCCAGUGGCAGUCAACCUUGGGACACUGUGUACUAAAAGCUGAAUUUAAAGAGGGCAAAAAUAACUUCAGGUCU